This is a messenger RNA of Fomitiporia mediterranea MF3/22, 5547 nucleotides long. RefSeq lists its product as uncharacterized. The coding region runs from base 251 to 5389 and encodes 1712 amino acids. The transcript is spliced from 8 exons. Gene Ontology annotation, cellular component: Swr1 complex. The record is from RefSeq and is a predicted model, not a curated record. Gene Ontology annotation, molecular function: ATP-dependent chromatin remodeler activity; ATP hydrolysis activity; histone binding. NCBI's taxonomy places the organism in Eukaryota, Fungi, Basidiomycota, Agaricomycetes, Hymenochaetales, Hymenochaetaceae.
UCCUCGCUGCGGUGUCCAUCGACCUCCUACUCUUCACAUUGUCACCAUCGUGUUUCGGGGAGACAAGAACGGCGCAAAACCGUUGAAAAUUUAGCAAGAACGGCCUUUAUACGUGUCCAGGCGAUUAUCCUCGGCUUUCACGGCGCACACUCCUGAUUCUCGGCUGCUUCUUACUUUGUUUGCUAUUACGGGGGAUUAUAAUUGACCCUUUGUCCUACAUGGUAGCCUGGCCUGACCGGGUACAUUUGGAAUGGUGCGCGCAAGGGCGAAAUCGACUGCGACUGAUGUCGCGCAGGCAGCGCGGCUUUCACGCAUGUCGGACAUGACGCCUGACAUUCUUGCAUCGGAACGCGAGACCUUGAUACAGGAUAAGCAGAAGGAGUUAGGGAAGAUCUUAGCUAGACAUGACGGUCUCAUUCGGGAGCAGUUCCAACUUGAGAACUAUGGUCUGAUGCUGUUCUACAACCCCGAGGUUGCGAAAGACGAUCACACAAACGAAUUUCAACGGUUUAAAGAUAGCCAUGACUUAAUGCGAUUCAUGCCAACUUCGGGACCAUCCCGGACGACGAGGCGUGCUCAGACCGACCGUAUAUCGGCUUUGGCACAAUUGUCUGAGCCUUCAUCUGUCGUGAGUACGCCCCUUUCACCGGGCGCGUCUUUAAAGCGGGGCGACCAGGCGCCUUCGCGUGUUGCAUCAAUGAAAGGAAAGCAAAAGAAAGCCGUAAGACCUGUCACUAUGAAUGGUACUGAGAGCCAUAUAAGUGCAAAAGCCCAGGGGAAAAGAAAGGCGGUGGAUGUCGCUCCUGGUGCAGAAGCUUCUUUGGACGGGGAAGGCGGUCUCGAAUCUAUAACUGUAUGUCAUACAGGAUUUAGACCACGAGGGCGAUUAAAAGCCGGGAGUAGUCUUUCGGAAGUAUCUUCCCGCAAGUCGCGUUCACUAUCGACUUCCACGGACCUUGCUUCCGCAAGCACUGCUAUGGUAUCCGGUAGACCGACUCGAAGUUCUUUACGUUCCGAGGGGUCCGACGUUUCCCAACCAUCGAAAAAGCGAAAGGUAUCGAUGAACGACGUUAAAUCACACCGACAGCUUCGCGUUGCGGGACAGUCAUCAUCUGCAAAGUUGUCAUCACCUGCAGAAACCCGCCCAACAACGUCCGGGAAGAGUCUUCCGGGAAAGGCACUUCCGACAAAUUCUACACCUCUGCCUCGCCCUACCAUCAAACGUAUAAAGCUUAUUGUUCGACCACCACCAAGAAACCUAUCUUCUCCCCGCCAAAGACCAAACCCUCCGCUGUUCAACUAUUCCUUACCUGCGCUCUUAAACUCAUAUGUUGAGAUCGACGGGAAAAGCUACAGUUCCUCUGAAUUAGAGGCUGCUGCAAGGCGAGAUGCCCGCAUUCUGAAUAGGAUAGACGAGUUAAGAAAGAGAGGCCGAUUUCCGGUUCGCGGCUUCGGUGGCCUUAACGGUACCUCUACGCCAACACACCAACCUUCCGAUAUCUGGUCCAUCGUCGUCAAAGAUGUAAUUGCCGCUCGAAAUACAAUUUCACGACAUCGGUUCGGGCAUGGUGGUGCUCUAGCAUCAGUUGUGCAUACCAGGUUACAUGCACAUUGGGACCUGCUGAGAAAGGAUUUGGAACGUGAACAGGUGCAGGAAGAACGUCGGUUACGUGCCUUGGCGAAGUCAAUCUUACGAUUUGUAAUUGCUGAAUGGAAGAAAGCGGUGUUUCAUGUGCGUGAGCAGAUGAGGGUGGCUCUCGAGGCGGAAGAGGCUCGUCGUGGGAGAUUACACCUUGAUGAGAUUCUGGAUCAGAGCGGCCAGAUACUUGAGAGGCAGCAGUUGGAGCUCGUGAGGUCGGGAUCUGUGAGCGUGGAUAAUGACGAAGAAUUUGAUGAAGAAGAUGAAAAUGAGGAUGAAGAGACGGAACUUGAAGGGAGUGAAGCGGAUGGGGACGAGAGCCGAGAUAGCGAAGUCGUGACUGAGAUGGAGGACGAGAUGGAUGAAGCCAUAUCCGUCCAGGAUGGAGAGAGCUAUAUUGACUAUAGUGCUCCCCUCAAUGACGUCGAAGACAGUAUGGAUAACGUGUUGUCAAACAUCGAACUUUUGGCUUCCGAAGAAGGCGACAUCCCACUAUCGAAGACGAGUCUAGAGGGACGUAUAGUACCUGUAAAGGUCAACGGCAUUUCGAAGACGGUAGUCGAGCAUGACGCUAGUCCACCUCGACUUCAAGCCAUACAUCCGCUCCUCGAUGAAGACAACUCCUCAUCGAAAGCCUCACUCGAAUCGAACUCGCUUGCAGAUAUCCAGGCACAUAAAGAUGAGCUGUUGAGCAUGGGAUUCGAAAUUGGACCAGAAACACAGGACAUUCCUAUGCUGGAAAUGAGUAACGGCUUAGAGCAAGAUUCGGUUAUCUUGCAUAACGAAUCGUUGGCGGAGGAAAAGCCCAUUCAGAUAAGCAAGCCGUCAGAACUUCCCUCGACUGAGCCUGUUGUUGAUGCCGUCGAGGACGAUUCACCGAUGCAAAUCUCGCCAGUCGAUAUGGAAGAUGUUGAUACACGACCGAAACUGACGAACGGUCAUGUCAAUCAUGUUCAUGUUGGUGAUACUUCAGCAGACGUACAGACCGCUACUGGCGAUACGGAGGACUUGACUCAGGGAAUGAAUGGGAGUACCGUUGACGGCGCGAAGCCCACUCCCCAAAGCGCCAAUAUUAAAUACGCAGUUGAGCCCGGCGACGAUGCACAGAAAGAAGAACUAGCGACAGAAUCCGAAGAGGAUGCAAAGAGCGUCGGCGGGGAUGCAGCGUCCGAGCUCGAAUCAGAGUGGGAACCCCCGCCUGAGCUACAGUCGUAUGCUGUAACCCACGUCAAUUGGGAACCGGGUUCGAAGAUCGUCCCUCCCUUAUUGCUUCGAGGGAACCUUAGGCCGUAUCAGCAGUCCGGUUUGGAGUGGCUUGCAUCCUUGUACAACAAUGAGACGAACGGAAUAUUGGCUGACGAGAUGGGUCUUGGUAAGACAAUUCAGACAAUUGCUUUACUAGCACACCUUGCGUGUGAUCGUGGCAUCUGGGGACCACAUCUUAUCAUCGUACCGACGAGUGUUCUGCUCAACUGGGAGAUGGAAUUCAAGAAGUUCCUUCCGGGAUUCAAAAUUCUUAGUUAUCACGGCACGACGAAACGGCGAAAAGAACUUCGGCAAGGCUGGAACAAUAAGUACAGGUUCAAUGUGUGUAUCACGUCUUAUACGUUAGCUAGCCGAGAUCAGCAUAUCUUUAAACGCAAGGCUUGGUAUUACAUGGUCCUCGACGAAGCGCAUAUGAUCAAGAACUUCAAGUCGCAGAGAUGGAAUAUCUUGCUUAUGUUCCGUUCAUUUCGUCGGUUACUGUUGACCGGAACACCUCUUCAGAAUAACUUGACAGAGUUGUGGGCUUUGUUGCGGUUCCUCAUGUCGGGCACGAACUUUGCAAAUCAAAAGGAAUUUAGCGAGUGGUUCGGAAUUCCUUUGGAGAAGGCCAUCGAAGUAGGAAACCUCCAAGAUCAAGAAGUGCAGUUACAGGUGAUGAAGCUCCAUGAGAUGCUCCGGCCAUUUCUUCUUCGCCGUAUGAAGAAGGACGUGGAGAAAGAGUUGCCCAAGAAAUACGAUCAUCUUGUCCUCUGCAGAUUGUCGAAGCGGCAACGAUUUCUCUACGACGAGUUCAUGUCGCGAGCCCAGACGCGCGAAGACCUCAAGUCAGGGGUCUAUCAGAAGAUCGCCAACAUCCUCAUGCAGUUACGCAAGGUCUGCAACCAUCCUGAUCUUUUCGAAGUGAGGCCGAUUGUCACAUCCUUCGCUAUGGAGAAAUCCGCGAUCGCCGAGUUCGAGAUUAGAGAGUUGCUGAUUCGACGUAGACUUCUUGAGGAUGAUGACCGCUCUUCGCACAUCAACCUCGACGUUCUUGGUCUUCAGUUCACGCGUCUCUGCAAUACGUCCUUGAUUGCUUCUCACGCAACGCGAUUGCUAGAGGAAAGUUUAGCUGCAGAGCUGGGUGCGGCCGAGCCAGGCGAGUCUCCACCGCGAGACUUACGGACAAUCGAGGGCUUUAGGAAAUAUGAUGCAUAUCAGCGGCGUCUGUCGACCUUCUUGCGAUACCAGCACAUGAGCUAUCUGAACAAACUGAGAUGCAACCGACAUGUCGCGUUUGGCCUUGAAACCAUCAACACGGUCAAACACUUCUACAAUCCACUGACCACCGAGUGUGAGACGGAAUUCAUGUCGGAAUGCAGGCCGGCGAACCAUAUGAUCAAGUCAUAUCUCCAACGAGCGGAAGAGAUGGAAGAUGUGAUUGAGAAAUUUGCAUUUGCUACUCCCGCAGUCGUGGCCCGAGAUAUCUCAGCGUUGGUGUUACGAGAGGUACCGGAGGGCGCCAUUAAAAGCCUUCCUAUGGAUUUCGAUGCCGUGCUGCACAAGCCUACCGUCAAACUGCAAAUCGCGUUCCCUGACCUUUCUCUUCUCCAAUACGAUUGUGGUAAACUCCAGGAGCUUGAUUGGCUACUUCGUGAACGAAAGGCCGGAGGACAUCGUGUGUUGAUAUUCACGCAGAUGACCCGCAUACUGGAUAUACUCGAGUUGUUCUUGAAUUACCACGGGUAUCUUUACCUUAGACUUGAUGGAGCGACGAAGAUUGAGGAUCGCCAGUAUAUCACCGAGCGAUUUAAUGCGGAUCCAAGGAUUUUUGUUUUCAUUGCCUCGUCACGUUCUGGUGGAGUUGGCAUAAAUUUGACUGGUGCAGAUACAGUCAUAUUCUACGAUAGCGACUUCAAUCCUCAAAUGGACAAGCAAUGCGAAGAUAGAGCCCAUCGAAUUGGCCAAAUUAGGGACGUCCAUAUCUACCGGUUCAUCUCACAAUACACUGUUGAAGAAGCUAUGCUCCGCAAGGCAAAUCAGAAACGCUCCUUAGACGAUAUUGUCAUACAACAGGGUGAUUUUGACUGGAAGAACUUCUUCCGCGCUGAUGCAGACGCGAAUGGAGAUACCUCCUCAUCUAACGUCAAUAUGAACGCGACGGCGCUACAGACAGCGCUAGUGGAGUUCGAGGAUUUUGAAGAUGCGGAGGCGGCUAAGUUUGCUGCGAGGGAAGCUGCGCUCGUAGAGGGUGAAGAUCGAGCGGAGUUCGGGGAGGCGGUGGACACACCCAAGACGCCAACAGCUCGUUUCGGUAGUGAAGAAUGUGCGACGGCUGUACCUGUGGAAGAUAGGGAAAUCUCUACUACCGGUGAUGUUGAUGCACAGCAGCAGGGAGGAAUGGAUGAUGCGGAAGAGGACGAAGAGGAAGGAGGGACAACAAUUGAUUACAUGAUUAAGUUCGUCCGUUCGGAUCUCGAGUUCUUUAGGGAGUGGAAACUUCCUUAACUUCCUUAGCGUUGUUGGAUUCGUAGUAUAUCUCUUCUUUUCUUCUUCAUAAUAAUACCUUAUCUCGGUCAUCAUUUUUUGUCUCGUUGCGAUUUACAAUAAUUUCCUCACCUUCACUUUCUUGACUUUUUGUUUUAAUGAUACUGUUUCUAUCUGUG